GAAUACUGCCCAAAAUUACAGCUUCCGUGUAGCCAUCAUACCAGCAAAGACCGGGGCAUAAGUUUUCUGCGUUAAUUUAAAAAAAUACAAUUACACAGUUAUGAAGUUAAUUUAGCAGCGCAGCGCUUUCAAUCGUCAGCGUUGUUUUAGGACGAAGGAAUUAAGGCGAGUGUUUAAGCUCGCCGUCACAAUGUCGACCGCCAUGGACUUCCACUCUCAGAUUGCCUCCAUCAUGGAGGUGUUGGCUAACGCGGCCGUCGCAGAAAUUUGUAAAGUUGUGGACGACGGAUACGCGGUGGUUCAUCUGGAAAUGUCCAGGAGCCAGAAGGAAAACGAGUUCCUGCGGAGGAAAAUCAAACUGCUGGAGCUGCAAGUCGCCAGGUACCGAGCGGAGAGAGUGAAGGCGGCGGAGGGCUCCGUCAGCAGCCGCUUCCCCGGGGUCCGCCUCCUCCACCGGCACAACAGGGACUUGCUGGCGGCAUGCUCGUCUCUGCACGGCAGGACCAGGUUUCUGAACCGAGGUUCAGGGACUCAGCAGUCUGUGCAGAAGACCCAGUCAAUCAACCUGGACCGGGAUCCUGAUCAGGAGGUUGUCACCACCACCAAAACAGAGUCAGCAGAGCCUGAGGAUGGGGAGCUGCUGAUAGUUAAGGUGGAGGGAGCGAUGGACACGGGAACCACCAACCACAAGGUGCCUGUAGACGCCUGCAUGAGCAGCAGAGGAGACGCGGACACUGCCACAUUGCUCCCCGCCACCUCGAAGGAUGGCAGCAACGGCAGGCUAGCCAAAUACUGCAGCAGAACGGAGGGCCAUGGAUGUCUGAGAAACAUGAGCAGCCCUCAGAGCAAGGAGGAAAAGAUGGAUGAAGUGCAAGGUGGCACCUCAGAGAAACACAGUCCCUUCCAAACGCUGCUGGAAUGGCAGGAGAGCAGCGAGACUGAAGAUACAAAGCGUCCUUCUUGUUCCACAUACACACCAGAAACCAUAGCAGGAAACUCGUCUUUUAGCCAAAUAAGGACAAUCGCUGCCUCUAGUUGCCCCACUGUUUCUAAAAGGCCUCAGUGUGACAUGGACCAGGCAAGCCCUGCGUCUGAGCUUGAUGUCAUUGUGAUCAACUCACUUCCCCAUGCAGCGGAAGCCAGCAGCGGUGGGGCAUUGUCGUCUGAACGAGGCGAGGAUGACGGCGCUGAGGACCUGACACCUCUCAUAGGUCAGGGCAACAGCGGUGUGAGGUCACAGUAUCAGCCACUGCUGUGUAUUCAGAUCAGAGAGCCAGCCAGUGAAGUGAUGUUUGAAGGUAAUGGACCCUACAGUAAUCACAUUUCUACCUUUCAACCCCCCUCUGUUGCCGCUGGGACAGUGGACUCCCAGCAACAGCAAACUCAGCAUUCUUGGUCUGAAAUUCGGCAGAUGAACAACGCCCACUUCUCCGGUCAAAACCACCUUUAUCAGGCAUCCAGCAGUCAGAACCAGGAGUCUGGGACAGCACAGUCCCAGCGGCAGUCACCCUGCCUCCCCUACGCUUGCACCUUCUGUUCCAGGCGCUACGCCCACCAGUGCCAGCUGCGCAUCCAUGAGCGCGUCCACACAGGGGAGAAGCCGUACCAGUGCGUCCAAUGUGGGAAGACCUUUGGCCAGGUCUGCAGCCUUAAGCGCCACCAGAUGGUUCACACGGGGGAGAGGCCGUACCCCUGCCCCCACUGCGGGAAGCAGUUCUCCACCUCCACCAACCUGAAGGUCCACCAGAGCGUCCACACCGGGGAGAAGAGGUUCCACUGCUCCAAGUGUGGCAAAAACUUCUCCUUCCUCAGUAACCUCAUCAGGCACCAGGCUUUGCAUACCACCAAGUAGAGCAAGUUACACAGGGAUGUAUGUACCUGAGAGGACAAAUGAACAUGAACACCUUCCAAUAUCACACAGUCAGGACAGCCACAGCUAUCCAAGGCUGUAACAUUAAACUGUUCAGGCGUUCAUAUUAUUGUGUCCACCCUCUGUGGAUAGAUGAUCUGUCUGGUCUUCAUUUCAACAGCAUUUGGUCAUCAUGUCCUUAAACGUUUUACAUAUAGUGUCAUUUCAUGUACCGCAUGUUGUCACUGAUUACUGCAUAGUUUGUUCAUGUUACUCUGUUUUUCUUUGGAUUCACUUUGGAAAAUGUUUGGAAAGUCUUAGAUAGCUUGGCAAUCACAUUCCUGGUUAUUAAAAGAAUCUCUGACAGUU
Messenger RNA from Micropterus dolomieu (smallmouth bass), 2218 nucleotides. Its product is annotated as zinc finger protein GLI4-like. The transcript has 5 exons. The record is from RefSeq and is a predicted model, not a curated record. NCBI's taxonomy places the organism in Eukaryota, Metazoa, Chordata, Actinopteri, Centrarchiformes, Centrarchidae. Gene Ontology annotation, cellular component: nucleus. Bases 191 to 1852 code for a protein of 553 amino acids.